This is a messenger RNA of Clonostachys solani, 891 nucleotides long. The record is from the annotation of a GenBank genome assembly. NCBI's taxonomy places the organism in Eukaryota, Fungi, Ascomycota, Sordariomycetes, Hypocreales, Bionectriaceae.
AUGGCCCCAGGCAUGUCCAUCGUGACCAAGUUGAAAGUCCAACUGAAAUUGGCGAUCGCGCGCCUGCGCAUGGUUCAGCAGCGCGAUGAGCAGCUGGGCAAGGCGCAACGACGGGCAAUGGCCCAGCUCCUCGAAGUUGGAAAGGUCGACUCUGCCACCAUCCGAGUCGAGGGAAUCAUUCGUGCCGACAUCAUAUCCGAGCUGCAUGAGCUGCUAGAGCUUUACUGCGAGCUCCUGCUGGCGAGAGCGGGGCUGCUGGAAGGCCCGGUCUGCGACCCAGGGCUGGAAGAGGCUGUCAAGAGCAUCAUAUAUGCCGCCCCCAAGACAGAGAUCAAGGAGCUGGGGGUGGUGAGGAAUUUACUGGCGGAGAAGUACGGCAAGGAGUUUGUCCUGACGGCCAUAGAUAACCUGGAUGGGAAGGUGAGCGAGAGGGUUGUGAAGAAGCUUAGCGUAGAGCCGCCGAAGCCGGAGCUUGUUCAGGGCUAUUUAGAGGAGAUUGCCAAGGCAUACGGUGUGAACUGGCCAAGGCGCGCGGAGGAGCCUCCCGAGCUGCUUGACGACCUCGACGAUGAGGACGACAACCCGUCUGGUGGGCAGGCACAGAAGGUGCUGGAGGAGCCCUUGGCAGCUGAACAGAGCACGACGGGGGUUGGGGGUGACGCCAAGGUUCAGGGAACUCCCGUGAAGCGCGCACCUGGGCCACAGAGCCCGCUGACUGUGACACCGCCGAGGAUGACGACGGAGAAUGUCCAUCCCAAGGUGACGUUGGGCUCCGUGGAGUUGAAGCCGACCAAACGGGCAGAGGAGCCGCGGAAAAAGAACGAGCCAGACGGGUCGGUGCCAGAUAUUACCGAUCUAGAGAGAAGGUUCGCCGCCUUGAAAAAGAGGUAG